Molecule: messenger RNA, 460 nt
Organism: Pimephales promelas (fathead minnow)
Lineage: Eukaryota; Metazoa; Chordata; Actinopteri; Cypriniformes; Leuciscidae
Product: histone H4
Cellular component (GO): nucleosome
Molecular function (GO): DNA binding; protein heterodimerization activity; structural constituent of chromatin
Source: RefSeq, a predicted model, not a curated record
CUGUUUUCUGUAUUCGGUUGUUUUGAGCUGAAGAGUAUUUGUCGACAUGUCUGGAAGAGGAAAAGGCGGGAAAGGACUCGGGAAAGGAGGCGCUAAGCGUCACCGAAAGGUUCUUCGCGAUAAUAUCCAGGGAAUCACUAAACCCGCUAUUCGUCGUCUUGCUCGACGUGGGGGUGUCAAGCGUAUUUCUGGCCUGAUCUAUGAAGAGACCCGCGGUGUGUUGAAGGUGUUUCUGGAGAACGUCAUCCGUGAUGCUGUGACUUACACUGAACACGCCAAGAGAAAGACCGUCACCGCCAUGGAUGUUGUGUACGCGCUGAAGCGACAGGGGCGCACUCUCUACGGGUUCGGCGGUUAAGAGACCCACGAAGAAGAAAAACCCAACGGCUCUUUUAAGAGCCACCCACAUUUACACACAAAGAACGAGCUUCUGGUUGUUGAAAUUUAUUGCAACGUAAAU